Molecule: messenger RNA, 471 nt
Organism: Cyanidioschyzon merolae strain 10D
Lineage: Eukaryota; Rhodophyta; Bangiophyceae; Cyanidiales; Cyanidiaceae
Exons: 1
Coding region: 1-471 (156 amino acids)
Source: RefSeq, a predicted model, not a curated record
AUGUUUGUGACAGGUUCAAUUUGGUGUUGGCGCAAGCAGUGCACGCAGCUCAGUUGCGCCCGCGUCGCUCCUGAGAAGCCAACGACAGGGUUUGCACGGCGGGGAGCACGCCGCCGGCUCGGUUGCCAAGCGCUCGUCGCAAAGAGCGACCUGACGGGUUGGAAAGACUGGCUGAGUGGCGGUUGGCCCGGCGGCGAGGCAGGUUUUUUCAAGUGGCUUGACAGCGGUGGUGAGGAUGAUGUCCCCUACCUAGAGCCGGAUAAGCAGCCCCGGGCCUCCAAGUCCGGAGCUCGUUCGUCGUCGAACAACGCAGCGGCUCGCAGUGACGCAGCUGCACCUCGUUCGAACUCGACGGCGGCCUCAACGCCACCACAGGGUGGUCGCGUCGUUACCAAGCUCGUGACAAACCCGAUUACUGGCAGGAUAACUUUGGAGUAUGUCGUAGAAGACGACGAGAACAAUACCAAGUGA